AUGUUGCCCCUCGAAGGUCGCAGCCAGUCGAUCUUCAUCAUUACUACCAUCUUCCUUGGAAUCUCAUUUAUUGCCGUAUGUCUACGAUGCUUCGUGCGGAUUCGACUCGUCAAGGCCUUUGGCUGGGAUGAUACAUUUAUGGUAUGCGCUAUGUUGCUGAACAUCUUGUUCGCUAUAUGCGGUAUCACUGGCGCAUUGUAUGGAAUUGGGCAAAGAUCUAAGGAUCUCGUGCUGAGGGGUACGAUGGAAACCGCAAUGUUUUGGUGGUGGCUUGGUCAAACUAGCUAUGUCUGGACCUGUGCGUUGGCCAAGAUCUCUAUCGCAUUGGCCCUCCUCCGCUUGACGGUUUCCAAGCCACAUAAACUCGUGUUAUGGGCUGUUAUUGGCGUCACUUGUGUUAUUGGUAUUGUCUUCUGGUUCAUGUUGACACUGCAAUGUCAACCAGUUGAGUUCUUCUGGCAACAAGUUCGCCUUUUGGCGGACCCUCGUGCUGAUGUUUCUGGCACCUGCAUGAACCUUGAUCAUAUCAUUGCCAUAGCCUAUGUCUACAGUGUCACAGCUACUUUGUGUGAUCUGACCCUGGGUCUUUUGCCUAUUGCCCUAGUGUGGAAUUUACAUAUGAAUGUGAGGACCAAGUGUGCCUUGGCGGGCAUUCUGGGAAUGGGAUGCAUUGCGAGCGCAGCAGUCAUCGUUCGCAUCCCCUUCUUACACGACUACAAGGACGACGACUUCCUGUACGCAACCGCCAACAUCUCAAUCUGGUCCAAUGUCGAAGCCAGCCUGGGAAUCGCCGCAGGCAGUCUGGUAACCCUUCGACCCUUAUUCCGCUGGUUCCGCGACCCGAGCUCGGCGGGAGGAAGCAAGAGCAGAACCAAGCGCACGGGCGGCAGCGUGCCUCUCUCAAGCGUCAACGGAACACGCUCCGCCUCGUCCGGUCCGCAAUACUGGCGGCCAGACCUAGGUCGGGAAGAUCAACAUGUGAUUACGACAAUUCAAACGUCGAAUGGGUCAGCGACUAGCCGGGCGAGUAGCCAGGAAGAUCUGAACCCGACGAACGGCGGCACAUUCUUUCAGGGUGUGAAUGUUCAAAAAACGUUUUAUGUUUCGGAGGAUCAGACAUCAUAA
Penicillium mononematosum is the source of this 1125-nucleotide messenger RNA. RefSeq lists its product as uncharacterized. The coding region runs from base 1 to 1125 and encodes 374 amino acids. The record is from RefSeq and is a predicted model, not a curated record. NCBI's taxonomy places the organism in Eukaryota, Fungi, Ascomycota, Eurotiomycetes, Eurotiales, Aspergillaceae. The transcript has 5 exons.